Glycine soja is the source of this 1253-nucleotide messenger RNA. Its product is annotated as phosphopantetheine adenylyltransferase. Gene Ontology annotation, molecular function: pantetheine-phosphate adenylyltransferase activity; dephospho-CoA kinase activity. The record is from RefSeq and is a predicted model, not a curated record. Gene Ontology annotation, biological process: coenzyme A biosynthetic process. The transcript has 7 exons. NCBI's taxonomy places the organism in Eukaryota, Viridiplantae, Streptophyta, Magnoliopsida, Fabales, Fabaceae. The coding region runs from base 374 to 919 and encodes 181 amino acids.
UUUCAGAUCCCUGUUUCUUCAAAACCCUAAUUCUGUCAAAUUCAGUUUGAGCCUCGAAAAAUUCUACAUUUAUCUAUCUUGGUUCUCUCUCUCAAUCUAACGAUUUCGCCAUUCAACAGCGAUCUUUCCGUCUCCAUCAUCGUCAUCAACGCUCCCAUUUCCUAAACCUCAGAGAGGGAUCCAGCUAACAGUUGUUUCCCGCUGAAAAGUUGCUUCCCCACAGAACUGUAAAGCAAACGGUUAGAUGCACCAACACAAGCACCACUAACGAACCAUUGGUUCAGUUCAAUAUAUAACGAAUCCGAUACUCUUUUCAUCUCACACCUACUGCCACCACUUCCUGCUUAGUGCGAAAGCCAUUUCAGCACAUUAAAUGGCAGUUCACGGUGACGAUGACCCUGUGGUGAUGGUGGUUCCCAACCUCUCCCCGCCCAACACCUACGAAGCUGUCGUCAACGGUGGCACCUUCGACCGAUUGCACAAUGGCCACCGCCUCUUCCUCACUGCUUCAGCGGAGUUGGCUAGGUGCCGGAUUGUAAUUGGAGUUUGUGACGGACCUAUGCUGGCAAAAAAACAGUUUGCUGAACUGAUACAGCCCAUUGAGGAAAGGAUAAAUAAUGUCAAAACUUUCAUAAAGUCUGUCAAGCCGGAGUUGGAAGUGCAAGCUGUACCAAUCACAGAUCCGUUUGGCCCUUCCAUUACAGAUGAAAACUUGGAGGCUGUGAUUGUAAGCAAAGAGACAUUACCGGGAGGAUUGGCUAUAAACAGAAGAAGAGCUGAAAGAGGCCUUUCACAGUUGAAGAUUGAAGUUGUAGAUUUGGUCUCUGGAGAAUCAGGUGAAAUUAAGCUGAGUUCAUCAAUGCUACGGAAGAUUGAGGCUGAAAAGGCUAAACAACAAAACACGAUAUCGGAAACUUAGUUACAGACAAUUUGUGUAACUUUUUUCUCUUAAAAUAUUUCUUCAAAGAUGAGAUUAAGAUGUCCAUUAAAGCAACUAACUGACAUGUGGUUGCAUGUUAUGGCAUUGUUUCAAAGUUUAAAAGGCGCAAGUCACAUUCUUUAGAAAAAACAUUGGAACGAUGUAUCGUUUUUUUUUUCAACGCACGCAACAAAAGAACAUUAUUAGUUUGUUUAGAGAAAUCUGUUGUAUUUAUAUUUAUAUUUUCUCUAAAAGAAAUAAACCUUUUAAAGUAGUUAUUUUAUUGUAAACAGUGUUCUUCAUGAUAUAUGUAGCUAGUUAUGCUUUGCAUUUA